AUGGGAGUCGAUAUCCUUGGUUUUGCAUAUGCCGCAACGGUAGCUGCAGGUGGAAUUAUGGGUUAUGCUAAAGCAGGCUCAAUUCCAUCCCUCGGUGCCGGAAUCAUUUUUGGAUCUAUUUUAGGAAUUGGAGCCUAUCAGCUAUCUCAAGACCCCUCAAACUACUCACUCAUGCUGGGUACUACAGCGUCUCUUGGAGGACUAAUGGGAUAUAGAUAUUACAACAGUAGAAAAUUCAUGCCCGCUGGUUUAAUGGCUGCAAUGUCCGCUGGGAUGUUGGUUAAGUUAUUAAUCAAAAAUGUUAAUGCCCACCCAUUAUCAGUUAAAAAUAACUAA
Messenger RNA from Danaus chrysippus (African queen), 336 nucleotides. The record is from the annotation of a GenBank genome assembly. Lineage: Eukaryota; Metazoa; Arthropoda; Insecta; Lepidoptera; Nymphalidae.